Molecule: messenger RNA, 3612 nt
Organism: Ictalurus punctatus (channel catfish)
Lineage: Eukaryota; Metazoa; Chordata; Actinopteri; Siluriformes; Ictaluridae
Gene: pmvk
Product: phosphomevalonate kinase
Exons: 5
Coding region: 108-725 (205 amino acids)
Biological process (GO): isopentenyl diphosphate biosynthetic process, mevalonate pathway; cholesterol biosynthetic process
Cellular component (GO): cytoplasm
Molecular function (GO): phosphomevalonate kinase activity
Source: RefSeq, a predicted model, not a curated record
ACGGAAUAGGGAAAGGGGGCGUGGUUCUAUAGAGAGCGCGGAAGUGUGCGUGCAGAAACAGAUGGAAGGUUUCUGAAUGGAUUGAAAGCGCGGAAGUUUUAUAUACAAUGACAGCUUCAGAGCCUAAACUUAUUUUGUUAUUCAGCGGAAAACGGAAGUCUGGCAAGGACUACGUGACAGAUUUAAUACAAAAAAGGUUGAGUCCAGAGCUGUGCUGCAUCCUCCGGCUCUCUGCUCCACUUAAAGAGCGAUAUGCACAGGAGCACGGGCUGGACUACGAGCAGCUGUUGGGAGCAGGGCAGUAUAAGGAGCAGCACCGGGCGGAGAUGAUCCGCUGGGGGGAGAGCAAGAGGCACCUGGACCCAGGCUUCUUCUGCCGCAUGGUGGUGUGCGGGGCCACUCAGCCCGUGUGGAUUGUGAGUGACUGCAGGCGCAUGUCUGAUUUGCAGUGGUUCUAUAAUGAAUAUCCACAGCGGUGUGCGAGUGUCCGAGUGGAGGCCUCUGACCAAACCAGGGCUCAGAGGGGAUGGAGAUUCAAAGCAGGCAUAGAUGAUGCAGAGUCUGAAUGUGGUCUGGAUCAGGGAGUGGACUUCGACUGGACUAUAAGGAACGAAGGAGACGUCACUUUUCUCGAUGGACAGCUCGAGGGACUGUUGUCAUUAGCUAGGGAGAGGACACGGGAGCACCAAUACACACAAGACAGUAUAAAAUCAAAUGGACAAUGAACAGGAGACUUACCUGUGGAACAAAAGUAUUAUGUAGACUUAUCAUCGUAGACCAUGUUUACUUAAACGAAGGGGACUGUUUUUGGAUCGCCUCGAGAGUGACAGGUUUAUAUUAAGAUUUGCUCAAUGUCAUGUUGCUGUUUACCUUUGUGUUGCAUUUGUGACUUAUUGCAUCAUCUUUUCCUGAGGCAUGCGAUUAGAAAUGGUCAAACAUUUUGAGGCACUCUCACAAUUAUCACCACUUGAAUCCCAGUGAGUAUUUUGAUAGACUUUCAUCAAGACAUCAUGUUUCUCAUACAUUUUUAAAGGUAACGCCCAUCAGCAAAAAGACCAGGAGUGCCUGAGUACGUCCAUUAAACCUGAACAGAUUGAAAUCAGUUCUAUCUCACAUGGAAGUAUUUUGGAGAACAUUGCUAAACUAAUAAAUUAAAAUGGAUUACACUACAACUCUUGUUAAAAUCUCGAUUCAUUUUCUAACAGCGGCUCUGACAGUACUGUAUUCUGUCAUUCAAAUCUUCUCAGGAUGACUCCGCCCUCACCCGCAGGGUAAAAGUGCUCACUUGAUGGAUUGAUGUAAAUAACGAUCAUUUAAAUUGUGUUAUGGCAUAUAUUUCACCAGCUCUCAACCUUACUGAACAUCACUUGGGAGAUUUUGGAGUGAUGUGUUAAGACAGCUCUAGACCAGGGGUGCCCAAACUUUUCCUGGGCAAGCCCCCCCAGAUGACAUUAACAUUCGACCGAGGUCCCCCUUUUGUGGCCCCAACUUUGAAAACCACAGCUCUAGACCUCCGUCCUCAGAACACCAACUGAAGGAUUUUUUUAAAAAAAAUUUUAAACUAACAAGUGUUCAUCACACUGAUACAGUUCCAGAGAUUUGUAGAAUCAAAGAAAAGACUCUUCUGGCAUCCCAACACCUUAUUAAAAGCACUGUGUGAUUUAUUUUUCCUUUAAUUUGUCACUAGUCUGUAGGUCUAGGAACCCCCUCCAGGGCAUGUGUUCAUGUCACGUAAACCAGAUACAUGAAUAACCUUCAAAUAGAUUUUCAAAAGGAUAAGUCAGGACAUAACUAACAGUCAAGUUCAAACAAAUGUUCCUAUGUUAUGCAGCAUAUUAUUAGGGAUGAUCAUUUUAUGCCAGAAUCUACAUUACAGACGUUAAUUCAAGCCUUAUUGGCCAAACACCAGCUGCCUUGUUUCAUGCCUGUGCUAGCUUGGAAAAUAAAAAUACUGAAACAGCCCGUAGUACUGUAAUUCUGCACAUGGGUUCACAUUUCACACACCUAUCUGCUGCAUCAGAUGAAAAUCAGAAACUUCAGGUGCUGGAUUAUAGAUUCAGUGAAUAACACUGAACCCGGAAAUGCGUUGUAGAGACGUACCAAUAUGUUGAAAGAGCACAGACAAGAUUUCUGCUCUAAGGACGUGCAAGGACACAGCCUGGGCAAGUUCUUAAAUCUUUAACAUUAUCAAUUAUAUGGCCAAAGUAUGUAGACACCUGAUCAUCACACCCAUAUGAGCUUGUUGAACAUCCCAUUCCAGAUUUGGUCCCCCUGUCCUGCUAUAAAAGUCUCCACUCUUCUAGGAAGGAUUUCCACUAGAUUUUGGAGCGUGGCUGUGGGGAUGUGUCCAUUCGAAAUAAGAGCAUUAGUCAAGUCAGAUACUGACGUUGGGGUGAGGAGGAUUGGGGUGCAGUCGGCAUUCCAGUUCAUCCCAAAGGUGUUCGGUGGGGUUGAGGUCAGGGCUCUGUGCAGGUCACUCGAGUUACUCUACACAAACCGUGGCAGACCAUGUCGUGGAGCUCGCUUUGUGUACGGGGUAUUGUUAUGCUGGAACAAGUUUGGGCCUUUUAGUUCCAGUGAAGGGAAACUGCAGUUUUACAGCAUCCAAGGACAUUCUAUACGAUUGUGUACUUCCAACUUUGUGGUAAUAAUUAGGUGAAGAAUCACAUGUGGCCGUGAUGAUCAGGUGACCAUAAGUGUAUAUUUGCAAUAUUUGGAAAUCCAAUACAGAGUUUUAUUUUUAAAUGAAUCUUUUCCAUAAACAUCAUUUAGGCCCAAAAUUUUGACUUCAAGUCAGUUAAUAUGGAGGCUAUGGCUGUUCAUGUUUAGGAUGAACUAAACAGACCAUACACGUCAUACCACCCAUAAAUUCUUAGUAUCCGCGACCUCCUCAGACUAUCUUUCCAAAAAGGCUUAACUUUUUUUUUAAGCUUUUAAAAAAAUUAAUAAAAACUCCCAAACAUGACUUUUCCCCUUUACUACAUGGCUGAAAACAAACAAUCCCAGAAAGUUCAUUAAGUGUUAUAGUACUUUAUUUAAAAAAAAAAAAAGAAAAAAAAAAAGAAUUUUGAUCUUGUGUAAUUAUUACAAUGAAACACUGAUAGCAAAAUGUUUACAUCUUGAACUUUUUUCAAUUCCAGUUAAAAAGGUUCUUGGUGCUUUGAAGUAUUUAAUUCACUCUGCGAGUGUACACGGAACAGACAGUACGCUGAAGAGAUGCUCAGAUAAUACCUUUAACUAUUCACCCUUCUGCUCCCUCACCUUGAUCGACCCCUUCACCUUGAUUUUGGCAGUGGAAAUGUGACGUCCCCGUCUCUAACUCGGUCGUGACCGUAAGAGGAAAAGACGAAGGCUGGUUUGCCCCCCCCACCUCAGACCAAACUCAAAUCUGAUGCCUAGUGUUUGGUGCUCUACACCUAAGCCUUAAAGAAAUGGAAAGGUUGAAUGAAAACCGUUUGAGUUGGUCAUGUUUGUGUUUGCAGAACAACAAGAGGAAACAAAUUCGACUGAAAUGAUUCAGCCCAAUUAGUAAUGGGUCUUAACUCUUUUCUAAGCAAAAUGCAUGGCUAAGAGUGCCAUAUAAAAUAUAAUAUAGGUCCUGCAUGACAUUGG